CACCGCGCACGCUUUUCACGCGCGAGAUGCCCCACAAUUUGAACUCAGCUUCCGUCAACUCCGCCAACACGGGACCGAAUCACCAGCCCUACAAUCACCACCCUUAUCAUCGACCCAACGGAGAUGGACUCCAGCCAGAGAAAGAGCCGGUGGAAUUCGACACGUCGCAUCUGCGGGGUGCACCGGCUGAAGUCGAGGCGUUGGUGCAUAACAUCAAGGAGGUUGCGCAACAGUUCCUCUACCACUGGAGAACAUUCCCCAUCGUUCUUCCUCCUCCGUUGUCCACGUGCACGGAGGGCGAAGACACUCUUGCUAGGAAGAAACACCAUCUUAGGGAUUUGUUUGUAGCACCCAGCUUUGACGAGCUUGAUUCAGUCGCCGUUGAUAGCAAGGGUGAACCUAGGAGGUUGACCAAGAAGCAGUUGGAGAGCAUCAGUAAACGAGGCUUUCAGAAGGAGAAGUACGGAAAACCGAAGAAGCUGAAUGCCACUCAAUUGGAGAGCAUUCGAAGAUGCGGGGAGUUCGAAGUGGAUUCCAUCAAUUUUACUGGACAAACGCACCGAUGGCGAUUGAGUGGACUUCUUCAACGUGGACGAGACAGAAGGAGAGAUGCGUUACUUCGAGAUCUUGCUUUGGCAACCAGGUUUCUUGUCGUUACAGCCAAAGCUAGACUGGUCUCUCACUGUUUCAGCGUUUCUCAAUCUUUAAAGGCAUUGCUAACAGGACUCUUACGGCUUCUUGAUAUAGUAAUUGGCGUGCCCUCGCUUCAGGCACACAAUUUAGAUGCCAAAAUCAAGGAAGAGAGGUGUCGAUACUUGGUCGCUGAACUGGUGUGCAGGCCGGAGUACGAAGACUCGUUGGAGCUUCUGUGCGGUUUCGUCCGGAAACAGCUUCGACGAGCCACUAUGGAGAAAUUCGAAGUUGAAAGAGAACUGUCGCAGCUGUUGCCAAUCCCGGUUCCUUUCGUGUUUGGAACGCCUGGCGGAGCAGUGGUUGAUCUUAGAUUAUUUAGCAAAGACAUUAUCAGAAAAGCUUUACCGAUUUUAGUUUCUAUUUUGGAGAGAGAGACACGAGGCUGGUUUCUUCAUUUCAGAGAAAGACUGAUAUCAGAAUUGAGAGCUCGAAAAAAGCCGGAUGAAGAAAUUGAAAGAGAAGUCAACGAAGCUGUUAUGAGAGAGUACCUGCAAAGGGUUUUCUCUAAUAUUUUGUCGCACCCGGACAUACUCGAUCUCGGUAACGGAAUUGCUCAACUUUUAGUUCAACAAGCGCAAUCCGUCGUAUUGAUGCAUCGAGCUAUAGAAACGGUGCAGCGUAAAUUACUGCAGACUAAAGAAUCACUGAGACGUCAUAUGGAAGACGAGCAUCCAGUUCUUUCGCGAAUAGAACCUUGGAUGCGUGACAGGAUGAGAGAGGUCGAGGAAAAGUUUAUAGAAGAAUGCGAAUGGAGUGCCCACGAAGAAGCCCUUACACUGUGUACUCAUCAAAAUUUGCAACAAACGGUUUACUUUCUUAAUCGUGAUUUGACGUUUAUGAAGGAGAGAGAGCCAGUUUUGUUGAAAGAAUUGCGAAAAGUAAAAACCCCAACUAGGAGCUUCCAAUGGCCGACUCAAAUAUGGCUUCCAAAAAAUUGGAUCGUCAGGCGUAAUUUCCAAGGCCAGUCUGAGAUCAUACCAACGGUGCUGAGCAAUACUCCGACAUCUAUUACGACGCCUCGAGCUGAUCCAAGUCAACCAGUCUUCUUAGUUGAACGAGAAAUCGUGCAUACAACGACAACAAGGUGGCCUAUGUGGCGUUGGAUCAAUUAUGUUGCUAGAACAUGGUGUUGGACUUGGAAUGCAAUGUUCUUAUUAGGUGUAGCUGUACCAUGGUGUAGUCCAGUUUCCAUACGAGCUUUGUUGCUCGUGCAACCCUUCACCCCUGAUCUAGAAUUGAGUCAACUGAAUGGAACUUUAUUCCCCAGAAAAUCCUCUCAAAUGCCCACACUUUGUUCUCGUUUAAUCGCUCUUUGGAGACAUAUUAGCAAGAGUCGAACACAUUUUGAAACUGAACCGGAUACUGGAUUUAUUGGAAAAGGAAUGACGAGGCAUUUAAACAGGUUAUGGAAUUAUGGCGUAAAAGGACUCCUAGGAACACUCAUCAUAUUAUUUGUUUUUCCUAUUGUGUGUAUAGUUACCAGUUUAGGAUCACUCCUCAUUGCACUUACCGCGGUUUUGUGGAUGCCUUUGAUUACUUUGGCACUGCAUGCAUUCAUGGCGCUCAUCAUGGAUUUGGAUAGUCCAGAACCAAGUAGAAAUCGGUACUUGGUCAUUAUGGAAGCAUUAGUUUGGAAUAUUGGUAUACAAGGGUGUCUACAACCGCUCGCAGCAUUAAUUGUAGCUAUUACUUUUUGCCCCAUCAUUUCUUUUGUGAUACUUACAGUUGCUGUGAUACGUUAUUGGAUUAGAGUGGUCUGGGACACGACUAUGUUCCAUUUAGUAAUAAAGAACAGGGGUCGUAUUCCCGCCAGUGAUAGUUUUGUGGUUAAAAGAAUAGCUGGACCAGGGUUAACAUCUGAUUAUUACUAUCAAAUUAGACCUGAACAAGCAUUAGCUGCGUUCGAAGCUAAACUAGAGCUAGACGAAUUGCUAGCAUUCCAGCAAGAAACAGAACGAUUAAUUACCCAACCUCAAAGAGAUUUUACUCAAUUCGUGGAGGCGUGUUUCGGUCCAUUCGCUGCUAGCCUUGCCAAAACAAAAGAUCCGUACAAAUCGCUUGAAAAGGAAGCCAAAGAUCUGAUCGCUGUAUUACACGAGAAAUUAGAUAGACGUAGGAAAAAUUUACAAACUGGUCUUGGAAUGGUUGUGAGAAGUAAAAUAAAAUUGACCACCUUUGAUUUGAAAGUGGUGAUACAACAGGGGGCUCUCAUGUUGGAACGCCUUUAUCCUACCCACGUGUUCGCCAGAUUGACAGGAAACGAAGAAGAUUUCUGGGAAAACAAAGGUUUAAGUGUCGGUGACUGGGCCGGUUUGGCUGGACUUAUGUAUGCAGAUAUUUUUAGUUUAAAUUUUCUUCAACCCCUUGAUGACGCAGACACAAAGUUCAGGCUAGAACCUCAUCCUGGUGUCGACCUGUCGCGUUACACCGACAUGGUUCACAGUACUGAACUAGGUGGUACCAAUGGGCCAGAUUUACUCGGGGCCGUUUAUGCACCACGUGGAAAUAUACAAGUUUACAGCCCUUACUUAGAAGUUUCAGCUUUUAAUCCACGGGUUAAACAAACCAGUAAUAGUAGAAAAUCUGAUAAACGAUGUGAUACUGGAGGACUUCUGACGUCAACGAAAAUUAGAAGACGCACAACAUCAUCAAAUGGUACUACGGAAGCGCGUUGGCAGCCAUGGAAACGACAGAUUCGUCCUUACAGUGCUGAGAAGUUGCUUAUUCCACUUCCUAUUCCACAUCCAGCUCAUAUAGCUGUUACCAUUCACAAUCGUGAUUCUGAAAAUCCGAUUCCACUUGAUUCUGAACUUUGUCAGAAUAUAUUGAAAGCAAUAGAAGAAUCUCCCGGUGAAAUGUCUAGCGAAUACGUUAGUCGUUACAGAGGAGCUGCGGAUUCUAGUUUCGAUUCGGUAGCUUCUCAUUCUUCAGUUUCUGUCGAAACUGGCUUAGACAAAGAUAACGAAACGCAAGAAACCACGAAUACAGAGAAAGAAGGUGAAACGUAUCAUUGGACGUUAUCGAAUUGGGGUGGUGGUAUGACUAGAAGAAGAAACAAUUCUGGAUCUGUAAAAGUCGAUCUAGCAUCUCCAGAAGACGUUACUCUGGACACCGAUACCACCAGAGUGAUGUUCAGUACGUACGGAACAACUGUUUGAAUUAAAUUUACUUAUAACACCAGGUAAAUAUACUAUACAUAAUAGGUGCGAGUAGAAACGAAUAAUUAUUAUAAAAAGGAAACCAGUGUAAGUUUAGUUGACAUCUUUCGUCGAAACGAUAAAUUUGCAUUUAUUCGUUUGACUUCUAUUCUUGUGAGAUAGAUCAAGUCAAAUUUUCCUACUUACGAAACCUACUUUCAUUUAAAUUUCUAAAAUUUAUUUUAUCAACAUCGUUUUUUAGGUACAAUUUAAUUACACUCGAGAAUGUAUUAUAUUCAACUGUUUUAUAUUCAACAGCUACGAACAAAUUUUUUAAUUUUUUUUAGAGAUAGUAAUGUCUUAGAGUUUUAAUAAGCAUCGUAUUGGAAUGUGGCACAAAAUGCGUAAAAAUAUAUCAAAAUUUUACUAGAUAAAAUCAAGCAUAAGAAAAACAUUUAUUAAAUAUUUAGUAAAGCUUACAUUAAUUUACAUAUUGUUAUGUAUACCUGAUCAAUAUACUGAUAUCGAUUUCACCGCAGUAGCAUGUUAUCUUUUCUGUUUUGAUCUUUGUAUUGAUCUUUGAUUAGUUUAUAAUUAAUCAGUGAUUACCAUUUAAAAUAUUCAUUCGUACGAAAAUUACAUAAAAACUCAUGGUUGAUAAUAAUGAUAAGUAUAGAAUGCUCAUCUGCGAAGUCUGGGAUGUCAUUACCGAUUCAUAACUUUUAUGUAUACAGAUUAUAAAGCAGAAGAAAUAAUUAGAAUUUUAGCAUAUAAAUGGCAAACACCAUUCUAAAAAAGCCUCUUCAAAUCUACGUUAAAAAAAUUAUACAACAUUCUUAUUAAUAUAUUGUAUAUAGGUAGUUAAUUGUAUAAAUAAACUUGUUAAUGUAAUAAUAUUUCAAAGACAUUUUCUUGUUGUUUACGCUAAAGGCCAUUUAAAUGAAUAUGUAAAAGUUUGCUCUCUUUCAAUAUCUACAUAAUUCAUGAAAGAUAAAGUCGUAAGGUUAUUUCACUCUACAAAACAUUUAUAAAAAUUUCAUGCUGCCAGUAUAUCAUAUAAUCUGACAGUAAUUCAUUAACUCCAGUUACAAUUAAUUUGCACUAUUUUGUAAUAUAUAUAUACAAACACCAAUGAACGAAUUCUUAUGAUAAUUAGGACUAUUAACUAUCAAAUUUUCAUUUCAUUUCAAAAUUAAAUUACAAAUGUAACAAUGACCUCUUUAAUUGAAUGAAAUAUUUUAGUCAUUGUAAACAUCCUCCUGAUUAUUGUUUAACUGUAUUCUUCGUUGUUUUUAAUCCCAAUAUUGUUGAUAUAUAUAUAAGUUAAUUAUACUAUGUAUUUCUAUUGUAAAAGUAGUGCAAGAUUUGAAAUUCAACUAUAACGAAUAAUGUCUUCUAUACAUAUAUUGAAAGUGUUGAGACAUACUAUGAAAGUGAAAAAUUUCAAUAAUAUAAAACGAACGUUAUACAAUCUUGAAAUUUAUAAUAAUUAAAAUCGCACAAUAUAUAUUAAUACCAGUUGUAAUGUUUUGCCGAAAUUAUUUGUUUAAAUUCUAUGUCUCAAUGCAAUUGAAAAAUACAUUAUACAGAAUAAUAAUUAAUCAGAAUUUUAAAAAGUAUUAAAUAAAAUCCGAUGAAAAUCUUCUAUGAUAGAUAUUUAAAUCUAGAUGUCGUAAACCAUAGAAACGUUAAGCGAUAAAACGAUUAUACAACUUUUUGACCAGUCUUUGUUUGCUGUCAAAUUAAAUAAUAGAUAAGAAACUAAGCGCUCCAUUUUUUAAAGAAAAGGCACAUUUUUAAAAUUGCCUUGGAAUUUACUACUGUAACAUACAUAUGUAUAAGUCCAUCCAAGAGAGAACAUCCAAUGAAAAUACUGUUAUAGUUCUCAAUAACUAUACAGUUAAUUAUUAAUUGCAUAAUAUCCAUCCAAGGAGUGCUCAAAAUUAGUGCAAACCUAAGUAUAUCUGAUGGCAAACAGAAUGAUGCAAUAUGUAAAAUUAAACAGCUUAUGUUAACGAGAAAAUACACUGGUUAUAAAAGUUCUUGUGUUACAUAAUUCAGGAUUAAUUGAAUAACAAUGAACAAAUGUUUGUGUAAUUCACAUAUUUUGUAAAUUUUAUUUUUUAACGUUAAAAGUAAUGAUUAUGAUUGUUAAUUCUUUGAAACAUAAUUUUAAAAGGUAACUGCUGUUAAUAACUUUCUGCUCCAUAAAUAAAAUAUAUACAUAUAAAUAUAUACCAUUUUUUCAGUGGCAAUAUAAACAUUAAUCUUAGAAAUUAUAAUCUAAAUGUUUCAAAGGAUUAUCCAUGAUUACAAAGAUAAGUCUAAGGAAAAAAACAGAACAAAAUACUCAGAUAUUAUUUCUUAUAAAAAGAGAAUGAUGCAUGAUGAAAAGGAAUCAGUAGUGUGUAUUAUUAUAAAUCUACCAAUUGUAGGAAAUAUUGUAUCAUGAAUGUAGCAUUAAUCAAACAUGCAUACGUACAAA
Messenger RNA from Osmia lignaria (orchard mason bee), 6315 nucleotides. RefSeq lists its product as uncharacterized. Lineage: Eukaryota; Metazoa; Arthropoda; Insecta; Hymenoptera; Megachilidae. The record is from RefSeq and is a predicted model, not a curated record.